UUCACUCCAAAUGCAUGUCAUAGAGGAUCGUCUCUCGCUCCCUCUUUCGCUCUCUCCCUCUUUCUUGUCCUCCACUUUGGUCCAACCUACAGCAUUCGUGCUCACGGCCAACACACUCAGCGACUCAAAGAGGCCGACUUCUGCCAAAGCCGCUCUGGCUCGACUACUGGCGACAUGCGCUAGACAAUACCCCAACAACAAUUCGGUAGGUAACCGGCUUGUCUUGUUAGCUAGUCUAUGA
Protopolystoma xenopodis is the source of this 241-nucleotide messenger RNA. The record is from the annotation of a GenBank genome assembly. NCBI's taxonomy places the organism in Eukaryota, Metazoa, Platyhelminthes, Monogenea, Polystomatidea, Polystomatidae.